Molecule: messenger RNA, 3219 nt
Organism: Gryllus bimaculatus (two-spotted cricket)
Lineage: Eukaryota; Metazoa; Arthropoda; Insecta; Orthoptera; Gryllidae
Source: the annotation of a GenBank genome assembly
CAACCAGGGAAUGCUAUGCGUUGCUUUGUUCCUACGUCAGUCAUUGGAAGGGAGAUGUCGGCGUGUUGGUGGAAGUGCUAGUGUGUGAUUAUUGAUUUCAUUUUGUUAUUUUUACCUUUCUAAAUUUCUCACUUCCUUACAUAUAAAAACUAUAAUAAUGGCAACUGCAGCUAACAUUAAGGAAUUCAUUGUUGGGGGAAAAUAUCGUUUAGUGCGAAAAAUCGGUAGUGGUUCCUUUGGUGAUAUAUAUCUUGGAAUCAACGUAACAAAUGGAGAGGAAGUAGCUGUGAAGUUAGAGAAUAUGAGAGCAAGACAUCCACAACUACUUUAUGAAAGCAAAUUGUACAAGAUCUUGAAUGGUGGAGUUGGAAUUCCCCACAUACGAUGGUAUGGUCAAGAACGAGAAUACAAUGUUUUGGUCAUGGACCUUUUGGGUCCAUCCUUAGAGGACUUGUUCAACUUCUGCUCACGCCGUUUUACUAUCAAGACAGUGCUAAUGUUGGCUGACCAGAUGAUCGGGCGCAUUGAGUAUGUGCAUUGCAAGAGUUUCAUUCACAGAGAUAUCAAGCCAGAUAACUUUCUCAUGGGUAUUGGAAGGCAUUGUAAUAAGUUGUUCCUGAUUGACUUUGGGCUUGCCAAGAAGUAUCGUGACACCCGCACUCGGGCCCACAUUGCUUAUCGUGAGGAUAAGAACCUGACUGGCACAGCCCGUUAUGCCUCCAUCAAUGCACACUUGGGCAUUGAGCAGAGCCGCAGAGAUGAUAUGGAGUCUUUGGGGUACGUGCUCAUGUACUUCAACAGAGGGAGUUUGCCUUGGCAAGGUCUAAAGGCAGCUACCAAAAAACAGAAGUAUGAAAAGAUAAGCGAGAAGAAGAUGUCUACUCCAGUCGAAGUGUUGUGUAAGGGCUUCCCAGCAGAAUUUGCCAUGUACCUUAACUACUGCCGUGGUCUGCGAUUUGAGGAGGGCCCCGACUACAUGUACCUGCGCCAACUAUUCCGCAUUCUAUUCCGCACGUUGAACCACCAAUAUGACUACACUUUUGACUGGACGAUGCUGAAGCAGAAGGCUGCUAAUGCAGGCACUGGUGCAGUGGGUGCUGCUGGGGCCACGGCUGGUAUUGCUACUCAAGGUGGGAAAUCUACUUCUGCUGUAGUGGCCCCUCCAACCACUGUUGCCGCGACCAACCUGACCCCGGGAAUGUACCGGGACAAGGAGCGUGGGGACAAGCGCGAGUGAUGAUGGGACAUUUCAUUGUGUGCAACACGCCUGCCAUGUCCAUUCCAUCUCUUGCUAUCAAGUGUCCCUUCCUCCCUCUCUUCUAGCUUUUUCUCUUUACCAUAAAUUGUUAUAUUUGUUUGAAUGAAAUGUUUGUGUAAGUAAAGAUGCUUGAAAAGCUUGUAUGUAUGAAGCCCUUUUGUUAUAUCCUUCUCUAUCCUUGGAGAUCAUUCAGUUUAGGUUGGAUGCUUAAAUUGUCAACAGCAUUGUGUAUGUUUUCGGAGAAAUUAAUAAAAAGGAAGAGGAAGGGCUACAAUUUUCUGUUGAAGUAUAUGGAAAAUCGUCUAACGUUUAAUGAUUCAAAGAAAUUCUUUGAUUCAUUAUCACAUAUACAAGUGAAGUAAUGUUGUACAGUACUCUUUGUGUAUUCAGUUUGUAUAAUGUUGAUUGAACAAUUGUGCUAUCAUCAUUUUCUUGUUAUUAAUUAUUUCUAGAAUGUCAGUCUACAUAGGUUAAUAUUUAUGUUUAUUAAGUGUUCUGUAAGAGUGAUAGUGGAAUAUCACAUAAUUGAAAAAUAGUUCUUUGUAUCUAUUAUUCUACUUUUCAAUGUUAAAAAUGUAACUUAGUAAAGUUUUGUUUGAAGUCAUAACUUCUUGAAACUUUUAAAUUUGUGUGAGAAAAAAUCAAGGGUACAUUAAACAGACUUUUAUUUGCACAAGAUAUAAUUGAGGGGGCAACAUUUAUUUUGUAAGGUCUCCGUUCAAGAAUAUCAUGGACGGGGGAUUAAAUCAGCCAGCAAAAACAUAGCUUUGUUAAAAUAUUUAGAAAUACAGCGUUUAUUUUGGUUUUGUGCUGAAGAUAGUGAAUUCCUUAUAACAUACUGUAUACCUUUUAUUCUGAGAGAUGCAGAAGUCGUCAUAGUAAUGUAAAUAAUUAAAAAGUGCUGUUGAAGCUUCCCAAUAUUGAAAAUGUUGCAAGUUUCUUUUCUUUUGAUUAUUAAUCCCAUUGUAAGGGAAAUUUAAUUGGAGAGUACUUGUGGAUUAUGAAAUGUGUGUGGAGAGUGAAUCUUGAGUGUUUGUGGCAUGAAGGAAUGAAUGUUUUAAGUGUUAUAUUAACUAUUUAAAUUUUAAGCAUCAUUCAUUUUUCUCUGAAAAUCUUAUAGGAAACUUCAGUCACAUUGUUUUCCAUGAGUAAAAUGACUUGCUAUUAUAGACUCAGGGAACACAUGGUCAGUCUUCUUUUCACAUGAAACUUUCAUUUCCUUUUUUAAAUUGAACAAAUUCCUUAUUUAAUGGGAGAAUAUCAAAAAACAAAGCAACUUAAUAUUUUAAGUUAUUUUUAUUAUCUUGUGCAUGCAAAAAUUGCCUUGUAAAUUCAUAUACAUAUGAUUUCUUGAACAAAGAAAGGUAAAUAAUGUGGCCCAACGUUUUCUGAACACUGGUGCCAAUGGUGAGUUCUGCAGUUCACAAAAUACAGACAAAAUAAUGUAUUUUCCUGUAUCCUGUUUUCCAAUGGCCUGUGUCUUAGCUCUGUGUAAUUCAAUUAUAUGCUUAAAAGGAAAAGAAAUAGAACCAGGAGGAAAUCUGUUAUCUCAUUUGCAAGGGAGGUAAUGCAUACCUUCCAAAUGUAAAAAAAUAAAAACUAAGAAGCCAAUAAAUGUUCAAGUGAUGCUAAGUAUUGUGUUUCUUUUGAAGCUAACAGUCUUUUCCAUGUUUAUUAACACCAAGUGCACAUCAGUAUAAAAGUGCCACAGUCCAAUAGUUUUGUUUCCACCAAUUUGAAAUAACGAAGAGAGCAUCAUUUGAACAGAUUGGAUCAACAGCAGCAGCGGAAAUAAUUACGUAUCUUAAUUUUCAUUUGUUGGCUAGGCUAUCCGAGACAAGCUGCGUCAGUGUCAUUGUGGCAAACGUUUCGGCCAGCGUAUUGUGGCCUUCUUCAGAGCGAAGGCCACAAUAUGCUGGCCAAAACGUUAGCCACCAUGACAUUGAAGCGGCUCGUCCCGG